AUGGGACAAUUAUCAUCUGCGACAAUUUCGCUAAUCUUUUAUAUCACCACGAUAGAAUCAUUUGUAUCCGGACAUGGCUGUGGACAAGGUCCUCCGGCACCAUGUGGUGCUCCACCACCACCACCACCGCCACCGCCACCACCACCACCACCGCCACCACCACCUCAACCACCUUGUUCAUGUCCUCAACUUUGUCUACCAUGCCCACCACCACUGCCUCCACUUCCGCCACUUCCUUCUUUACCCUGCCCUUGUUUACCUUGUCCUUGUAUGCCUAUGCUAUUGAAUUCUUGUUGUAAUACUUGCCAAAGACCAUGCAGUUUUCGCUCUCGAAGACGGCGUUCAUUAAAUGCUCGCGCACUUGCAAGAGGCAUGCAAAUCUUAAAUGAUGAUCCUGUUUGCAAUAAUGCUGAAUUACAAAGUACCAUUAAACAGAAUUUGGUAGAUGAUAUUUGGUUGACUAAAGAAAUGAUUCAAAAAGCUGUCACAGAAAAAUAUCCUUCUAAUCGAUAUAGUAUUAUUUGUAGUACUGGUGAUUUAACUUAUACUGCUCGAACAAAUGAUUUUUGUUUAGUUCAACAAAAUAAUAUAUCCUGUUAUGUUUUCAGGCCUUUAUAA
Brugia malayi is the source of this 618-nucleotide messenger RNA. RefSeq names its product Ground-like domain containing protein. NCBI's taxonomy places the organism in Eukaryota, Metazoa, Nematoda, Chromadorea, Rhabditida, Onchocercidae. The coding region runs from base 1 to 618 and encodes 205 amino acids. The record is from RefSeq and is a predicted model, not a curated record. The transcript has 3 exons.